Molecule: messenger RNA, 699 nt
Organism: Adineta steineri
Lineage: Eukaryota; Metazoa; Rotifera; Eurotatoria; Adinetida; Adinetidae
Source: the annotation of a GenBank genome assembly
AUGAAUAAUCAAUUGAUUGUCUACGCUAACAAUUUUAAUUAUGAGUAUGUUAUAUAUUUUGCUCCAUUCACUGCUCCAGAACUUUGUACAGUUAAUAUUACUGAUUUGGGUACUAAUGAUAUUCAAUGUGAUUUUGUUUACAGUGUUAUUACGCCAAAUAAUCAAUCAGCAUUACCUUGUUUUGUUUAUAAUUGUAUCGAUAUUCUAUAUCGUAAUGUGAUUGGUCGUAUUGAUUUUGUCAAUAAUGGAACAGUGUGUGCAUAUGAACAUAUGAAUUCAGUUGUAUCUGGUAAUUAUUCAACACAAGAUAAUUUUGUCAUUAUUAUUGAUACAAAUGGUACGGGUGUAUAUGCUUUUGCUGAUGAUUUUAUUACCUACUAUGAUUUUGGAACAUGGAAAAUGAAUGUCUGGCCAAAUACAUUACCGAUUUCACCUCGUGCAGUCGAUCUUACUACCAAUUAUGGUGUACUAACUGGCUAUUGUCAAACCACACCAUUGCAGGCAUUUGAAUGUGCCAUUGUUAUACACGUCAAUGGAAAUUUAUCGAGUCCAUCGUAUACAACUAGUUUUUCUAUUGGAGGUUCAUUAAAUUUUUCAUGGGCUGAUCCAAGAAGCACUCACUUUAUUGCUACUGCUCGAGCCUAUUCAACAGUAACCUCAUGGCAGUUACUAUUUCAGCACUUUCUAAUCGUGUGUUAA